Phaeodactylum tricornutum CCAP 1055/1 is the source of this 861-nucleotide messenger RNA. RefSeq lists its product with no specific name. The record is from RefSeq and is a predicted model, not a curated record. Gene Ontology annotation, biological process: pantothenate biosynthetic process. Gene Ontology annotation, molecular function: magnesium ion binding; 3-methyl-2-oxobutanoate hydroxymethyltransferase activity. Lineage: Eukaryota; Bacillariophyta; Bacillariophyceae; Surirellales; Neidiaceae. The transcript has 2 exons. Gene Ontology annotation, cellular component: mitochondrion. The annotation marks the transcript as partial.
AUGACCAAAGUGUCGGCGCUGUCACUCACGUCCAAACGGAGACACGGAAAGAAGAUCAGUAUGGUGACAGCUUACGACUAUCCUUCGGCAGUGCACGUGGCACGUGCCGGGAUGGACAUUCUCCUCGUUGGCGAUUCCGUCGCCAUGGUGGAGCUUGGUUACGAGAAUACGCAACCAAUUACCUUGCGGGAUAUGCUCCAUCACUGUGCCACCGUCAAACGGGGAGUUACGGCAGUCGCUUCUCAAGUUUCGCAGGUCCCUCUCUUGGUGGGAGACAUGCCUUUUGGAACCUACGAAUAUCAAGAUACGGACGUGGCACUCCGGAAUGCCUACGCCUUUGUCAAGGAAGCCGGAAUGGACGCCGUCAAACUAGAGGGCGGAUCAAAGGCACGCGCCCAGACGGCACAGCGCAUCGUCGAAGGCGGUGUCGCCGUCAUGGGACACGUCGGUCUCACACCGCAGGCCAUUUCGGUCCUAGGAGGCUUUCGAGCGCAGGGACGCACCGCAGUCCGGGCACGGCAGCUCGUCGACGAGGCCCUGCGCUUGCAGGAUGCCGGGGUCUUUGCCGUUGUCUUGGAAUGUGUACCGUCCAACGUGGCCCGGUCCAUUACCGACACGUUGGAGAUUCCCACCAUUGGGAUUGGAGCCGGUCCCCACACAUCCGGGCAAGUCUUGGUGUACCACGACAUGCUGGGUAUGACCUCACAUCCACAUCACGACCAGUUCGUGCCCAAGUUUUGCAAAAAGUACGCCCAAGUGGGACACAUGAUUCAAGAAGGAUUGCUCGAAUUCAAAGCGGACGUGGAAAACGGAACAUUUCCCUCGGACGCCUUUAGUCCGUACGUCAUGACGGAUGCCGAA